UCUCAGAGAUUGUAAUUACGGAUCGUGUCUCUGCUGCUUCUUCUUCUUUCAAUCCGAUUUCGGACAACCUUUUACUCAGACAGGAGAUUUCAGUUUUUUUCAGCUUUUCCUCCCUCUAGUGUGAAACUCUGCACCAGAGGUGAAAGGUUAUCAUUGCAAAAGGGAGCACAAGUGGAUAGUGUUUGCUCAAGUAUUAGUACAGAAACUAGUAUGGCUGAUACCAGUUCAAGGACUGAUGUCUCAACUGAUGGUGACACAGAUCAUAGAGAUCUGGGGGUUAGCUCGUAAUCUGGCUCUAAUCAUUUUAUAGUUUUAUUAUCUCUACAAUGUCACUCCUGGGAGGCUUGUACCGGAAUCCCUUGGUAAAACUUGGGGCAUUCUACCGGUAUAGCCAAAUCCACAGGACUAGUCAUUUGCUUAUGUUCAUCAAACAUGCAUAGUUUGAAUGAAACAGUAAUUCCUGAUGUUGAUUACAUGCAGUCUGAUAGAGGGCAUAUGCAUGCUGCUGCCUCUGAUUCCAGUGAUCGAUCAAAGGAUAAGUUGGAUCAAAAGACCCUUCGUAGGCUUGCUCAAAAUCGUGAGGCAGCAAGAAAAAGCAGAUUGAGGAAGAAGGCGUAUGUUCAGCAGCUGGAGAAUAGUCGAUUAAAGCUGACUCAACUUGAGCAGGAGCUGCAAAGAGCAAGACAGCAGGGAGUUUUCAUCUCAAGUUCAGGAGACCAAGCUCAUUCUACUGGUGGCAAUGGGGCUUUGGCAUUUGAUGCAGAACACUCACGAUGGCUUGAAGAAAAGAACAGGCAAAUGAACGAGCUGAGAUCUGCCCUGAAUGCUCAUGCAGGUGAUACUGAGCUCCGGAUAAUUGUGGAUGGAGUGAUGGCUCACUAUGAGGAGCUUUUCAGGAUUAAGAGCAAUGCAGCUAAGAAUGAUGUCUUCCACUUGUUAUCUGGAAUGUGGAAAACACCAGCUGAGCGAUGUUUCUUGUGGCUUGGCGGGUUCCGCUCAUCCGAACUUCUCAAGCUUCUUGCGAAUCAGCUAGAGCCCAUGACAGAACGACAGGUAAUGGGCAUCAAUAGCUUGCAGCAGACGUCGCAGCAGGCAGAAGAUGCUUUAUCUCAAGGGAUGGAGAGUUUACAGCAAUCCCUAGCUGAUACUUUAUCCAGUGGAACUCUUGGUUCCAGUUCAUCGGAUAAUGUCGCGAGCUACAUGGGUCAGAUGGCCAUGGCAAUGGGGCAGUUAGGCACCCUCGAAGGAUUCAUACGCCAGGCUGAUAACUUGAGGCUGCAAACACUACAACAGAUGCUUCGAGUAUUAACAACACGUCAGUCAGCUCGUGCUCUUCUUGCUAUACACGAUUAUUCAUCUCGAUUACGUGCUCUUAGUUCCUUGUGGCUUGCCCGGCCAAGAGAGUGAAACAGAAGAAUAGUGCUCUACUCAGCAGUCAGCCCUAUACAUAAUCUUAUGACUCAGAUCGGCAGGGAUACUCCUUCCAAGAGAUCGAUCACAAAGCAAGGCAUUCUCAGAUUCUUACCAAAAGCAAUAUUUUGGGAAAGAAGACUGCAGGUUUUGAAAUUGGUUUCCUGAGGUCCGCAAGACUCGAGUGUUGUGUGUGUUGUAAUUUUUAGCCAUCAGGUUGCAUAGUUUUAUAGAGUGAAUGUUUAUAGGUCUUUGAAUAUUCAAAGCGGAUAGGUGAUCAGUGUAAGGUCGCAAUUACCAACAUGACAGAAGAUGGGAUCCUUUCAGGAACUUGGAUUGUAUGAUCAUAAACUCCAGCAGACC
Arabidopsis thaliana (thale cress) is the source of this 1773-nucleotide messenger RNA. RefSeq names its product TGACG motif-binding factor 6 (gene TGA6). Gene Ontology annotation, molecular function: metal ion binding; transcription cis-regulatory region binding; nucleic acid binding. The record is from RefSeq and is marked reviewed. Gene Ontology annotation, cellular component: nucleus. The transcript is spliced from 8 exons. Bases 433 to 1407 code for a protein of 324 amino acids. NCBI's taxonomy places the organism in Eukaryota, Viridiplantae, Streptophyta, Magnoliopsida, Brassicales, Brassicaceae. Gene Ontology annotation, biological process: regulation of DNA-templated transcription; DNA-templated transcription.